UGUGCGACUAGAAUACCGUAAUUUAAUCCGCCAGCAAACACAAGGGUAAUUCUUAAACCACGUCGCGGUUAGUGUGGUUUUACGGCAGUAUGCAUACUUAAAUCGUUCCCAAGAAUCCCAGCGGACCAAAAAAGGGCUCCCGAGUUGAUGUUUUUCUGCCGAAAGCUGACCGAAAUCGAUAAAAUGUUUGGUAAACUCUCGGAAGUGUUGCAAACGGCAGCCGAUGUGCUCGCACCACCUCCAACGGCACUACAGGACUUUGACUACCACUAUCGGCUGGUAAAAAACUUCUAUGUCGCUGAUAAAACCCUCCCAAAGAUCCACAUCAACGACACCAACAUUCCUACGCACCUCGACCAGAUGCUGCAGAUACUGAUACGCGAAGAGCAGCAGAACGAGUCACUCCCGAAAGCGACAAACGCCGUUGCAAUCGAUGCGAGUACGGCAGCGACAGGAUCAACGGUUGGUCCAACAUCCUCAACGCCAUCGGCAUCACCGUCGGCGGUUUCCAGCGCCAGUAAUAAGGAACCAUCGAAGCAUGCCGAAUGCAUGGAGUUUGUGUUAAACAACCGGCCGUUGGAUGUGCUGGUGGAGUUUGCCGCCAACGAUACGCCUCCCGGUGCGCGGUACAUCGUGCUAAACUGGAUCCGACGAUUCCUGUCCUGUCUCAAGCACCCCCCGUUAGGUCAUGCCAGUAUCUUUCAACCGGUACAGCGGUUGGUGGAACUUUGCAACGGUACCAUCGCAUCGCCUUACGAGCGCGAGGAGAUACUGUUUCUCGAGACCGUGGCUGGCCUCGUGCGGAAGGAUUCCAUUCUCGUGAAUCUGUUCCUCAAAUCGCACCAUCACUCGGCCCAGAUGCUGGGCAACUGGAAGGGUCUCGGUGUGAACAAAGCACCGGUAAACAAUCCAUUGUUCCUGAGCACAAAGCUAGAGUACGAUUCGCGGAGGAUUUCUCUGAUCACAGAAGAUCAGAGUGAGCGAUCAGGGGAGCCACAGACCGAAGGUGAACCGCAGUCGCUGCCAGUGAGUAAUGCUAGCGAGAAGGCUGAUAUCGAGACCUGUGAUUGUGAUGAUGAAGAUCAGUUGAUCCUCUUCGACGCCAUUGUUAGUUACCUGGAUAGCGCGGAUAGUACGAUCGUCGUACGAGCGUGCGAAGGUGUUCUCAUUCUGGCCUCGCUGCCCACCCUUCGUAAAUCUUGCAAAGCCAUCCGCAACAGCAUUGGACGAUUUGCGACCAUGAUGGCCACCCGGUUGGCGGCCAACUGCCAACAGAUUCCAGAAGAUAUGGACACCGGAGACAUCGAAGACGCCAACGUCACGUGGGGACUGUUUCCACGGGAUCCCGAAGAACCCCACUACAUCGGUCGCUACCAGUUGACGGCGUUUCUCUGCUGGUUGGAUUACUGCGAUUGUUUGAUGAAGGAAAGCGCACUGCUGGUACCGGAGCUAGGGCCCCGGAUACGAGAGGAGUUGCUUAUCAACUACAUCGAAUCAUCGUUGCUUGGUUGCUUCGCCCCAUUCGCACUGGUGCUGACGGCGAAAAUUGUAAAGAAAACGCAAUCCAAACCGCUGCUCGAUGAGAUUGCCAACUGGUUAGUCGGGGAGGAUGAACUGAUGGAUGUGAACAACUGUCUGCUUACCAUUCUGAUUGAGAACGCACACGAGAAUACGGACAUUUUCCUACCAACACUGCAGUUCGUUGAGUCUCUGUUGGAUAAUCCUCACGAAAAGAUUCUGCAUGGCAUGCUGUUCUUCUACAUCAACAAUCGAGGCUACUACGAUAGCAACUCACAGUCAACCAUUCAAUCUUGGUCCGAUGAGGAGGAUAACCGGGAACGACGGCGUGGCAGUGCCGAUGAUCCGAUCAAGUCUCGCACACUGGCCCCGAGUAACAUCCUUCGGAUUAUUAACCACUUCUUGCUUCUCUUGCCUCGUCAAAUUAUCAAUGAUGCGGGCGGCAUUUGCUACGAGGAGUACAUGCAGGACGCUAAUAGACACUAUCAAACGUGGAUAAAGAAAACGCACGGUUUCAGUUGGCCCGUUGAAGCCGUGUGGCAGGAAAGUGGCGAGUCGUCCCCACUAGCUGGCCACAGCGAACCGUGUCUAAGUGGUACGGGUAGUUCAGGUAUGAUGACCGUAGUGCCACUACCACCAAUGAAACCAGUUAAGAAGCCCCGCUCGGGAGCAACGGAUCUGCAGACGUGCGGAGACAGUGGCAUUUCGGAGGAGAGCUUCUACGAGGGACCGCUUUUGAAGCUACUGUUCUCACACGUCAAGCAUAUGAACACGCAACCGUACGAGCUGAAUCUGGCCGUGAUUGCCAUCCUCUCCAAGUUGGCCCUCUUUCCGCAUCCGUAUUUGCAUGAAAUUUUGCUCAAUCCAGAAAUACCGGUAGCUACCGGUGCUACGACCCUCUGGUCCGUCAUGCAGUUCCUUGCACGCCAGGUGCUGACGGAGAUACCGCGGGUUGAGAACUUCCAGGAGAAGAUCAAGGACACGGGCAGGCGUUUGCUGUCGAACCCACCGUUGUACCACAAAGACAGUGAGCACGAUGGGGGCGGUGGCAGAGGAAGCAGCGAUACGACGGCUCCGGGUGGGCAUGCUGAAGACGAAGAGGAAAUCAAUGAUCCCCUAUUCGAAUCGAUCGUUGUGCUGGAAGAAUUUUGCAAGGAGCUGGCAGCAAUUGCCUUCGUAAAGUACCAUCAUGCCAAGGAAGAGUGAACCAUUCCAAAGUGAGAAAAAGCCAGCAAGACGGAGAGGCUAGGAAGAUUUGGAUGCCACCCGUUGCGCUUGUUUGGGUAAGAUGACUGCAACUUCGAGUUUAUGUUUUAGCUUCAUUCGAUAAAGUUGGGCACCCCAGUGCUUAAUAGAACGCUGCAUGUUCUAUGGGAUGAGAAUUAAUUGAUAAUUAUCUUAAGUAGCACAAUGCGGUUUCACGCCGUUUGUAUUCUAUCUAGUCCUCGCCGCCAGUACAGUGCAAUAACGACGGGAUCUUAUCAAAACGGGAGAUAAAAUUCAAAUCAAAUUGUCGAAUCAAAGUGAACCAAGAGAGUUCGGAACGAUGAGACACAGUGAUCAAUAAAGGAGCAAACAUCCAACAAGUGGACCGGCCCGUAUUUUUGCAUCCGAUCACGGUGACCCAUCUCAACGUCUAUCAUCGACUU
This is a messenger RNA of Anopheles aquasalis, 3167 nucleotides long. Its product is annotated as FHF complex subunit HOOK interacting protein 2A-like. Lineage: Eukaryota; Metazoa; Arthropoda; Insecta; Diptera; Culicidae. The record is from RefSeq and is a predicted model, not a curated record.